GAAACCAAGGAAUCCGAAGAGGUACCGGUAACUCAAGUGACAGAGACCACGGUUUCCGGCACCGUUGCAGAUUCGGAGUCUUCGAAGGAUGGCGUGAAGUCCGAAAAGCCCACUGAGAAAUUGAAACUGGCGGUCAAGAAAAAAGUUCUUCAACGUCUUAGAUAUCUACGCAUGAAGAAAAUCUGCAUCGAACACGCCCAAAAGCACUUAAUUGAGUAUAAACGUGCCGCUAAGCGUGAAAUUAAUCUCAUGCGCAGUGCGCAGAGGGAUGGAAAUUUCUACGUUCCUGCCGAGCCCAAGCUCGCUUUCGUAGUGCGGAUUCGGGGCAUUAAUGGGAUUCAUCCAAAGCCUAGGAAGACUCUUCAGUUAAUGCGUCUUUUGCAAAUAAAUAACGGUGUGUUUGUUCGGCUGAACAAGGCUACGUUGAACAUGCUCCGUUUGAUCGAUCCCUACAUCGCCUGGGGAUAUCCUUCCUUGAAAACUGUUCGGCGUCUUAUUUACAAGCGCGGAUUUUGCAAAGUUGCCGGCCAGAGGUUACCCCUUACCAAUGAGCGCAUUCAACACAGACUUGGUCGCUUUGGAAUUGUGUGUGUUGAAGACCUGGUGCACGAAAUUUACACUGUCGGCCCCAAAUUCAAGGAAGUAUCGUCCUUCCUUUGGCGUUUUAAGCUGAACAAUCCGACGGGAGGCUUCCGCAAGAAAGGCAGACACUUUGUCGAGGGUGGUGACUUUGGAAAUCGGGAGAAUUAUAUCAAUAGGUUGUUGAAAACCAUGAUUUGA
Messenger RNA from Hydatigera taeniaeformis, 780 nucleotides. Lineage: Eukaryota; Metazoa; Platyhelminthes; Cestoda; Cyclophyllidea; Taeniidae. The record is from the annotation of a GenBank genome assembly.